AUACAGCUGUUCAAAAAAAAUAACACGCCUCGCAAAAUAGAAACAAAUUAGUCUUAAAUUUAGUGAUAAAAACAAUUAAAAUGGACACAGUAAAAGAGCUAGUACAAUUUAUGCAGCCCAAUCAACGACUGGACCUCAAGGCAGUGGCCCUGACACAUGUUUUAAGCUUAACUGGUAGCGAGGAAGGAAAAUCCGCCAUACUUUCGCUGGACGAAAUGUUAAUGGCGAUAUUUGGUCUGACCUACGACGAUAACACCACAGUGGCCAAAGACGCAGUGCUGACUUUGAUAAACUUGACCGCCGAGGAGGAAGGAGCCGUUCAAGUGUUCCAGCUGGCCAAGAAAGUGCAACCAACAUUCCCCAUCGUGGACGUGGCUGCCAAGGCCAUAACAGACGAGCAAUCCGUUCUGGCUGAUCCCUGGAGCAUGGUUCUCAGCAAUCUGACCCGCGUCGAGUCGCUGGUCCACGAAAUUCUGGACAUCUUGGAGCGCGGCGAUCAGACGCUUCCCCGACUGGCCAAGGCGUUCGCUCAGCUGGACUACAACAAGAAGAAAUGUAAGCUGCACUAUCUGGCUCCCAUUUUCUGCAACCUCACACAGGUGCCGCGCGGCAGGGAGAUGUGUUGCCACAAUCGUUACAAGCUGCUGGAGAAACUGCUGCCCUUCGCCUCUUUUGAGGGCAGUGUGGUCAGGCGAGGUGGCACCAUUGGCAUCUUGAAAAACGUCUGCUUUGAUGCGGUCUAUCACGAUGUGAUCCUUAACGAACAGGAUAGCAUACUGGUGGCCAUACUGCAGCCACUGUGCGGACCUGAGGAGUUCAGCGAUGAAGACAACGACAAGCUGCCCAUUGAGCUGCAGUAUCUGCCGGAGAACAAGACCCGUGAGGAGGAUCCCGACCUGCGUAAAAUGCUCCUGGAGUGCCUGCUACAGCUAUGUUCCACCCGUCGCAGCAGGGAGAUUCUGAGGGCCAAGGGCACCUACGAGAUCCUGCGCGAGUUACACAAAUGGGAGGCCAAGGUGGGCAGGGACAGCGAUUGCCUGCUGGCCUGCGAGAACGUGGUGGAUAUCCUGAUCAAAAAAGAGGAGGAAAUAGGUUUGGACAACUAUAAAACCGUAGAGGUGCCGGCAGAUCAGGCCGAGAAAUUUGUGCAAGAAGAUGCCGACUAUGUGAAGACCUUGCUGGAUUAAAGGACCGUACCCCCCCUCGUUUGUAAAUACGCGUAGUUGUAGUGAAACUCAUAGAAUUUUCAAUAUAUGUAUGCAGUUUUUUAUUCAGAAAUGAUGAUAGUUUCAGUUGCCCAAAAGUGUUUGCUCUAGAAAAGGUCGUAUGCACGCAUUUAAAUGCAAGAGAAACAAUUUCGAUUUUCAAUUAAAUUUGAUUAGUUCAAGUAGCGACGUUAUCUAGUUUAUCUAAUUACCGUUAAUCCACCUCAAUUGUAUAUAUAUAAAGUUUCUCCUUAAGUGCUAGAUACAUUUGCCUUCAAAAAUGCUUAGCAACUGGCUUGCCAUGAAACGUUUAAUGUACUUUUGUGUUCUUUUUACAAACUUUGCUUGGUCGUUCAUUGUGUGUAUGUGAGAGAGGGUUUGAUUAAGUCGCCUUUCUUGCUGGCCAAUAGUGGAUGCAAAUACCUUAUAUAUAGCAAGAUGAAUAAAUGCCAUAUAGCUUUCAAUCUCCGACUUUUAAACAGAAUUUCAAGAGAGUUACGAAUUCAUAAAAUCGUAUGGCGAUAUUCAUGUUGUUUUUAUAAGGUCUUUGUUAGGUGCAUAAUGCUUUCGUAUAUUUAAAUUGUUUGCUUUUGAUUAGUUUGCGUUUAGUUUUGCGUUUGCAAGCAAGCGAUUUCAGCAGAGAGAAAAAUGUGAACCUGAAUUUCGCAUUCAUUCAGUUUUAUCAAAAAACUCCUCCACUUGUUUAUACAUAGUUGUUGAUUUUUCAUUUGCAGAAACCAUUGCAAGCUCGCUUAGUCCGAAAAAUGUUUAAAAGUAAGAGACUAAACACGAACCAUUCCAACUAAAAAUGUUUCGAUACAUCACCGAGAUGUUUCGUUUUGCGUUUAUCAAAAUCUAUUGCCGUCGAUUCCCUAGCCUUUGUUUAGUUUGGUCCUAUUGGUUCUCCGCCUGCCUUCGUAUCAAAAUUUAGUUAGACUUUACAAUUAGGUAAUUAGGCUACACGUGUAAGUUAGCGAGUUUAGAACCUAGCCGUUAAUGAGAGUGGCUUUACUUCAACAUCAUUAUUUUUUGGUUUUGUUAACUUAGAACUGUUUCCUGCAUAAUUGGGCGAUGUUCGAAAACUGCGAUAUCAAGGUACUCGGAAGCUUUAUCCCAUGUUAUUCCAAGAAAUUUGUUUUUAUAUAUAUAGAAC
Molecule: messenger RNA, 2358 nt
Organism: Drosophila serrata
Lineage: Eukaryota; Metazoa; Arthropoda; Insecta; Diptera; Drosophilidae
Product: co-chaperone protein HGH1 homolog
Source: RefSeq, a predicted model, not a curated record